AAUGAAGGAUCAACAACCAUGACUUGUGGCCUGAAUCUCAUUUAUGAUUUAACCAAAUCCCCGGACUUACUUUCUCUCUCUAGAAGCAAUAUCUUGUAGAGAGAGAAAUAGAAUGUGCCCUUUACGAAUUAUUCUCAUAUUUCUGUCGGCGACUCUCGCCGGAUUCUUCGUUCUCCGGAACAUCAAAUCUCAAUCUGAUACUUCUUUGGACACCGACGCUGCUACUGCUGCUGCCGACGAUUCCACAUCAUUCUGCAAAUCAUCACCGUCUGCCUCCGUCGGACGAUCAUCCUCUAAGAUUUACGGUGCUUUUUUUCUGCUUCCAAACAAUCGGAUUAAUCUUCUGAUUCUGUGGGAAUUUUGUGUGGAUGUGGGCUUCCUUUUCUAUGUACAGUUUGGAACCGGAUUGGAUAUGAAUUUGUGUUUUGAUCAUUCUGUGAAUUUAGAAUAUGGGCAUAUGGAAGAUUUGUCCCCUCCCCAAGCUGGAGGUUUUAUGUUGAUAAUUGGAAGAGAUAUAGCUUUGGGGAGAAGAUACCUUUUUUCCCAUCCUUAA
Messenger RNA from Lactuca virosa, 553 nucleotides. The record is from the annotation of a GenBank genome assembly. Lineage: Eukaryota; Viridiplantae; Streptophyta; Magnoliopsida; Asterales; Asteraceae.